AUGGAUGCUGUCUUCAUCAUUGAACUCUUCAUCAUGUCCCAUUUGGGUGAGGUACGCAACGAUGCUAAAUUGUCACAGCCAUGGUUAGCGGAUUCUAUACUUCUAGAUCUACUUUUACUUGAGAAUCAACUUCCAUUCUUUGUUAUGGAAAAGCUGUUCAAUGAAGCUUUGCCCCAUGAUCGUCGUGGUAGCCUCCCUUCAUUUCUUCAGCUCACUCAUAACUAUUUUGGGUAUCACAAUGGACAAGAAUUAGACCCUCAUUCUACUGUUGAUAUAAAGCAUUUUACGGAUCUCCUUAGAUUGUUUUACAAGAAAAGAAAGACGCCUGAAAGGAAGCCAAGCCCAGAGGGUAAGGAUGAAUGGAUGCGAGUCCCAAAGGAUGGAAGCCAUAUUCUUUUACACAAUGCGAAUGCACUGGAAGAAGCAGGCGUAACGUUGAAGGAUUGUGAGAGCGAAUACUUAUUGGACGUGAAAUUUUCAGGAGAAAUUCUUGAAAUUCCCCAUGUUGUGGUGGAUGAUAAUACUGAACUUUUGUUUCGUAACAUGAUAGCAUUAGAACAAUGUCAUUAUUCUAGAAAUGCUUACAUUACUGAUUAUGCUCUUUUGUUGGAUUGGCUAAUAAACACAGAAAAGGAUGUGGAUCUCCUCGUUCGCAAGAAAAUAGUUAGGAACUAUUUAGGUGAUACGAAAAAGGUUGCCACAUUAUUUAAUGGUCUUUCAGACAAUGUCGUCCAUUCAACCAUCAGUACUCACUAUUUCAAGACUUGCAAAGAUUUGAAUAGGUAUUGUAAAAGUCGUUGGCACCAGUGGAAGGCAAACCUGAGACGUGAUUAUUGUCAUACACCUUGGCAAAUUGCUGCUUCUGUUGCUGCAUUUCUGCUCCUCGUUCUCGCAUUGGCUCAAACCGUAUUUUCGAUCCUCCAGGUAGUUCUGUAA
Messenger RNA from Neltuma alba, 936 nucleotides. Its product is annotated as UPF0481 protein At3g47200-like. The transcript has a single exon. Bases 1 to 936 code for a protein of 311 amino acids. Lineage: Eukaryota; Viridiplantae; Streptophyta; Magnoliopsida; Fabales; Fabaceae. The record is from RefSeq and is a predicted model, not a curated record.